UACCAAACCGCAUGUCGCUUCCACGCGUCUGUGUACUCCUAACUCCACGGAUGUGGUGUGACCACGCGGGGAGGGGUGAAGGGGUCAUGGCCUUCCUUGGGAGCGCAGUUUGGCGAGUGUUCUCAGCAGUGAGGCCUCUUUCUCCGCUGUGCCGGACAAGCACUCGGUCCUACAGCUCAGAGCCCACCAAGGAAAAGAGUGUUCCCUACGAGAAGACACUCAAACAGGAGGAUGGAGCCUCCUCAGGACCCACUAAGCCAUUACCCAGGUCAGCUGAUGCGGUGGUGAUUGGAGGAGGAAGCCUGGGCUGUCAGACCAUUUACCACUUGGCCAAAAUGGGAAUGACUAAUGUAGUUCUACUGGAGAGAGACAGACUGACUGCUGGCACCACCUGGCAUACUGCAGGCCUCCUGUGGCAGCUGCGACCCAGUGAUGUUGAGGUAGAGCUCUUGGCCCACACCAGGAAUGUGAUUAGCAAAGACCUAGAGGAGGAGACGGGUCUGCAUACAGGCUGGAUCCAGAAUGGAGGGCUCUUCAUUGCUUCCAACAAGCAAAGACUUGACGAGUACAAGCGCCUCAUGUCGCUGGGUAAAGUUUAUGGAAUUGAGUCCCAUGUCCUUUCACCGGCUGAGACGAAGGACCUGUAUCCUCUGAUGAAUGUCGAUGAUCUUUAUGGAACACUGUAUGUUCCAAAAGACGGCACCAUGGACCCUGCAGGUACCUGCACAACCUUGACCAGGGCAGCCACUGCCCGAGGAGCCACGGUGAUUGAAAACUGUCCUGUAACUGGCAUUCAAGUGCGAACUGAUGAUGUCGGUGUGAAGAGGGUAAAGGCAGUGGAGACACAACACGGAACCAUUGAGACACCUUGUGUGGUGAACUGUGCAGGUGUGUGGGCCACCAAGCUGGGAGAAAUGGCCGGAGUCAAGGUUCCUCUCAUUGCUAUGCAUCAUGCCUAUGUGGUAACAGAGAGAAUCGAGGGCAUACAGAACAUGCCAAAUGUCAGGGACCAUGAUGCGUCAGUGUACCUGCGCCUUCAAGGUGACGCUCUGUCUGUGGGCGGUUAUGAAAGAAACCCCAUCUUCUGGGAUGAGGUGUCUGAUAAGUUCGCCUUCAGCCUGUUCGAUCUGGACUGGGAUGUCUUUAUGCAACAUAUUGAGGGUGCAGUCAACAGAGUUCCUGCUCUGGAACAGACUGGCAUUAAGUCCACUGUCUGUGGACCAGAGUCAUUCACAGCAGACCAUAAGCCUCUGAUGGGAGAAGCACCAGAGGUCAGAGGUUUCUUCCUGGGCUGUGGCUUCAACAGUGCUGGUAUGAUGCUGGGAGGUGGUUGUGGUAGAGAGCUGGCUCACUGGAUCAUACAUGGCCGCCCUGAAAAGGACAUGUACGGCUAUGACAUCAGGCGCUUUCAUAACUCGCUGACAGACAACAAACGGUGGAUCAGAGAGAGGAGUCACGAGUCGUAUGCUAAGAACUACUCUUUGGUGUUCCCCUUUGAUGAGCCGCUGGCCAGCCGAAACAUGAGGAAGGAUCCUUUCCACCAGGUGCUCUCAGAGCAGGGCUGCAUGUUCCAAGAGCGGCAUGGCUGGGAGAGACCUGGCUGGUUCAACAAAGAAGGACCUGCUCCUGUUAAAGACUAUGAUUAUUACGGAGCUUACGAUGUGAAGAGGAAUGAAAAGUACAAAUACAAUGAACUGCUGGGUCAAGAGUACACCUUUGACUUCCCUCCACAUCAUGACGUGAUUAAGAAUGAGUGCCUCUCAUGUAGACACAGUGUGGCUGUGUUUGACAUGUCCUACUUUGGAAAGUUCUAUCUCACUGGACCCGAUGCCAAGAAGGCAGCUGAUUGGCUCUUCACUGCUGAUGUCAACAAGAAGCCAGGUACCACUGUGUAUACCUGCAUGCUGAAUAAAAGAGGAGGGUCAGAGGCCGACCUGACUGUGAGCAGACUGGAGCCUGGUGUGGCCAACCUGCCCCUGGCACCAGAAUCCAACGGUGAUGCAUAUUACCUGGCCAUUGGAGGCGGUGUGGCAGAACACAACUGGAACCACAUUAAAACAGUUCUUCAGGAUCAAGGCUUUCGCUGCCAGUUGACGGACCACUCUGAGGACAUGGGGAUGAUCAGCAUCCAGGGGCCCAAAAGCCGGGAGGUAUUACAGGAGGUUUUAGACACAGACCUGAGCAAUGAAGCUUUCCCCUUCUCCUCACACAAAGUUGUUAAUGCAGCAGGACAUCAGGUGCGAGCUAUGCGCCUGUCAUUUGUCGGAGAGCUCGGCUGGGAGCUGCACAUUCCCAAAGACUCCUGCCUUCCAGUCUACCGUGCUGUCAUGGCUGCUGGUGCAAAGCACGGCAUCAUCAACUCAGGCUACAGAGCCAUCGACUCGCUCAGCAUAGAGAAAGGGUACAGGCAUUGGCACGCCGACCUGCGCCCUGAUGACACACCACUGGAGGCGGGGCUAGCCUUCACCUGCAAGCUGAAGAGUUCAAUCCCUUUCCAGGGUCGUGAUAUGUUAGAGAAACAGAAGAAGGAGGGACUGAAGAGGCGCAUCGUCUGCUUCACCACUGAUGAGAAAGUCCCGAUGUUUGGUCUGGAGGCCAUUUACCGUAAUGGUGUUCCUGUUGGUCACCUCCGACGUGCUGACUAUGGCUUUUAUAUCGACAAAACUAUUGGUUAUGGAUACAUCCGCAAUCCAGAUGGAGGAGUGGUUAGCGCUGACUUCAUAAAGAGUGGUGAGUUUACCCUGGAGAGGAUGGGAGUAGUAUACAAGGCCAAAGCACACCUCAAAUCUCCUUUUGACCCUGAGAAUAAGCGUGUCAAGGGCAUCUAUGAUUGAGAACGGACCACACAUGUAAAAACUGACGAAAAACACGCCAGCUACAGAACGGCACCAGAGUUGGAGGGAUUUACAACUUUUUGUACGAGCAGCUGUUUUUGUCUUCUGUCAAAUACAAGUUCAUCUCAAAUGUUGUUAAUUUUUUUUCUGAUUUGAUGGGACUCGUGCGCAUAUGAUCGAUUUUAUGCUCAUUUGUAAAAUGUUGCAUGUUGAAAGCUGGUGAAAAAUGUGCAUCGGUAAAAAUCAGAUAUGACUGGAUUGUUAAGGGUGCUUCUGUUUCUCGUCUCCACGUUUUUAUAUCCACUCUGAGAGUAACAGCACUCUGUUUGAAUCGUCAUGCAAGUGCUAAUACCAUGAAAACGUUCAAGGGAUACACUGAUCGUAUUAUCUCUAAGAGUCGAGGGAUUUGUGGUCCAGAUUGCCUUCAUCUUUCCAGGGUUUAACUUAAGAACUUUAAUAACGGAUGAUGUAUUUUAAACCGUUUUUUUUUUUUUUUAAAUAAUAACUAAAACAUCUGUUGGUUGUUUAUGUCAAAGGAUCAACAGCCAGAUAUAGUAAAAACAGUUAACUGUUAAUCUGCAACUAACCCUGUUAGUAGAGUUUUCAGUGCAACUCUUUGGAUAGAAUUUGGUCAGUAAUCUGUGUGUGUGUGUGUGUGUGUGUGUGUGUGUGUGUGUGUGUGUGUGUGUGUGUGUGUGUGUGUGUGUGUGUGUGUGUGUGUUUUCUAAACAGUACAAACAGCUGAUACAACAGAUAUUUGGAUGUUUUUAUCCAAAGUAAAUAUCAAUAAAUAUACUUCUCAGUUUGUGGGAAGGUCCUUUGAAAAAGCUAAUCAGGCUCAAGAGAAAACUAUCUUUUAUUAGAAGUACUUUGAUAUUAAUGGAGGUGUUAAUUCGACCUUUUACUUGGUUAUACUAACACUCUGUAAUGGGGAGUAAAAGUAUUCUCAUAACAAUACAGACAUUUACAGAGAAUACAAUAACUGUUUGUGCUGAUAAUGAUGACAAAAUCUAGAGGCUUUUUUUGUUUGUUCUCUAAAUCUGAAGCAGACAUCCUGGGAGAGAAAGGAAGGCAAAAAAAAAAAAAAGCACCCAAAGGCACGAGGUACCAGGGAAACAAGACACUAAUGAAGUAGAAUAACAGAAGACAGCAGUUUUCAGAAAGCAGUUUUGGGAAAAGAUCUCUGUCUUCUGAUCCAUCCCCUCAUGGUCAUGGCAUUUUGUGUUAAUGUAGCGCCUUUUGUUCUUUAACAGAUAGAGGCUUGCUAAAUAAGGCGAGCAGUUAAAUUAUGCAUAGGUAAACCUCUCAUUUCAUCUUUGCUGUAAUUGCUUAAUAUUUAAAUUUGAAACUAAUAUC
Molecule: messenger RNA, 4190 nt
Organism: Pelmatolapia mariae (spotted tilapia)
Lineage: Eukaryota; Metazoa; Chordata; Actinopteri; Cichliformes; Cichlidae
Gene: sardh
Product: sarcosine dehydrogenase
Exons: 22
Coding region: 12-2834 (940 amino acids)
Cellular component (GO): cytoplasm; mitochondrion; mitochondrial matrix
Molecular function (GO): protein binding; sarcosine dehydrogenase activity
Source: RefSeq, a predicted model, not a curated record